CUAGCCAGCACCUACGGACGCCGGGUCCCACGUGACAGUCCCCUCCUCCCUCCCCAGUCGCGCGCACGGGCCGGGCGUCUUGGUCCCGCGCACGCUCGUGGUCCGAGAGCCCGGGAGCAAAGCGAAGCGAAGGAGGGAGCGUCGGAGCGCGGGCCGUCAGAGCCCUGUGCCCGCGCGGAGGUGAUGAAGCUGGCCGCGCGCUGACACCGCCGCACCCAGCCGCCGGGAAGAAGGCGCCUCGGGCCGCGACCUUCAGGAGAAGGGAGGACUGAUAAUUCCUGUAUCUAAGAGUGGACCACGUGUGUGGUGACAUGGCCCAGGGGAAUAAUUAUGGGCAGACCAGCAAUGGGGUAGCAGAUGAAUCACCCAACAUGCUGGUGUACAGAAAGAUGGAAGACGUCAUAGCACGCAUGCAAGAUGAAAAAAAUGGAAUUCCUAUUCGUACCGUCAAAAGCUUUCUUUCCAAGAUACCUAGUGUCUUCUCUGGGUCAGACAUUGUUCAAUGGUUAAUAAAGAACUUAACCAUAGAAGAUCCAGUGGAGGCACUCCAUUUGGGAACACUAAUGGCUGCCCAUGGCUACUUCUUUCCAAUCUCGGAUCAUGUCCUCACACUCAAGGAUGAUGGCACCUUUUACCGGUUCCAAACACCCUAUUUUUGGCCAUCAAAUUGUUGGGAGCCAGAAAACACAGACUAUGCGGUUUACCUCUGCAAAAGAACAAUGCAAAACAAAGCAAGGCUGGAGCUAGCCGACUAUGAAGCUGAGAGCUUGGCCAGGCUGCAGAGGGCAUUUGCUCGGAAAUGGGAGUUCAUUUUUAUGCAAGCAGAAGCACAAGCAAAAGUGGACAAGAAGAGAGACAAGAUUGAAAGAAAGAUCCUUGAUAGUCAGGAGAGAGCAUUCUGGGACGUACACAGACCCGUGCCUGGAUGCGUAAAUACCACUGAAGUGGACAUUAAGAAGUCAUCCAGAAUGAGAAAUCCACACAAAACACGAAAGUCUGUCUAUGGUCUUCAAAAUGAUAUUAGAAGUCACAGUCCUACCCACACACCCACACCAGAAACUAAACCUCCAACAGAAGAUGAGUUACAACAACAGAUAAAGUAUUGGCAAAUACAGUUAGAUAGACAUCGGUUAAAAAUGUCAAAAGUUGCUGAUAGUCUGCUAAGUUACACGGAACAGUAUGUAGAAUAUGACCCGUUUCUUGUGCCACCUGACCCUUCUAACCCAUGGUUGUCUGACGAUACUACCUUCUGGGAACUUGAAGCAAGCAAAGAACCAAGCCAGCAGAGGGUAAAACGAUGGGGUUUUGGCAUGGAUGAAGCAUUGAAAGAUCCAGUUGGGAGAGAACAGUUCCUUAAAUUUCUAGAGUCAGAAUUCAGCUCAGAAAACUUAAGAUUCUGGCUAGCAGUGGAGGACCUGAAGAAAAGGCCUAUUAGAGAAGUCCCCUCUCGAGUUCAGGAAAUAUGGCAAGAAUUUCUGGCUCCAGGAGCCCCCAGUGCUAUUAACUUGGAUUCUAAGAGCUAUGACAAAACCACACAGAAUGUGAAGGAGCCCGGGCGAUACACAUUCGAAGAUGCUCAGGAGCACAUUUACAAACUGAUGAAAAGUGAUUCAUACCCACGUUUUAUAAGAUCCAGUGCCUAUCAAGAGCUUCUACAGGCAAAGAAAAAGGGGAAAUCUCUCACGUCAAAGAGGUUAACAAGCCUCGUUCAGUCUUAUUAAAAGGAUCAUCUUGUAGCAUGAAAGUGAACUGGCGUCAUUGCAUAUACUUUGUAGUUCUUUGUUGUUACCUGCAGCAGAGGACAUUAGACCAAGAUGUUGCAUGAGCAAAGGACCUGAAUUGUUCUUUCUUUGUGUACAUUAAGGCACUGCCAUCUCCAAGGGACUCUACCAUCUCGAUGCCUCCAUUUCAAAAUGUCUGCUAACUUCCUCCUUGUACUAAGCUGGAUCUGUGUCUUUUCCUUUUUUAACAAUUCAAGUGAAGUAAAUCUU
This is a messenger RNA of Eubalaena glacialis (North Atlantic right whale), 1991 nucleotides long. RefSeq names its product regulator of G protein signaling 7 (gene RGS7). Bases 312 to 1721 code for a protein of 469 amino acids. The record is from RefSeq and is a predicted model, not a curated record. Gene Ontology annotation, biological process: intracellular signal transduction; G protein-coupled receptor signaling pathway; regulation of G protein-coupled receptor signaling pathway. Lineage: Eukaryota; Metazoa; Chordata; Mammalia; Artiodactyla; Balaenidae. The transcript has 17 exons.